This is a messenger RNA of Arabidopsis arenosa, 1035 nucleotides long. The record is from the annotation of a GenBank genome assembly. NCBI's taxonomy places the organism in Eukaryota, Viridiplantae, Streptophyta, Magnoliopsida, Brassicales, Brassicaceae.
AGAAGAGCUUCAGGAGAUGGCUGUAACUCCAGACGAAGAUGAGGUUUCGUUAGCACUGUUACUACUACAACAAUACCCUGUUUCCUUUGAGCAAGAAGAAGAAGAAGAAGAAGAAUCCGUAAGUGAGGAUGAGUUGGAAGUGAAAAUUUCUAACCAAACAUAUGCAAAUAAGGGUAAGAAGAGAAAAGUCGCGGAGGUAGACAAUUCCAAAGAAACCCUAUUGCGCAUGAUCGAUUGGGAGGCCAAUAGGCCGAAAAAUCCUCCGAGAAGGAUCUUUGUCGGUGAUCCAGAUGCGAUGGGAGCUUGCAGCGAACUGAUGUGGAAGCAGUUGACGGGUAGCGACGUGAAGGAAAAUCAGUGCAGGCUCAUGUUAGGGAAGGAGCGGGUGAAAAAGAUGAUGGUUGAUGUUCUUGGAAAAACAGAGAAACUUGGGAUUCAUGGGCAAACGGUCUCGGUGUAUGGACCAAAGGGAGAGAUUCAUGAGAUGGUUUUCAAGAUGUGGAAGAAGGACACACCUGUUUUGAUGAGUGUUGGAUGGAAGAAUUUCGUGAAGAAAUAUAAGCUCGAGAAGCAUGUUGAUUUUCUCACUAUUUGGAUGUUUAGGCACAAAGAGACUCGGAAGAUUUGCUUCGCUAUUGAUUCCACUAGGAAACUACUUCAGCUUAGAUCUCAGGCGAUUUCGUUCAUCAGUCACUCACCUGAAGCGAGAACGCCAUCUUUUUAUGGUUCCAUUGCUGAACUGAACUUGGAAAGGUGAUCAAGAGAUUUGGAGAUUCAGGACCAGCAAUGCUUGGACUUGGAGUUUCCUCUAAGUGAAAAAGUUUUGCAGGUUCUAUCGAAACGAUUGGUGGCGUUUACCACAAGAACAAUUCCAUCUUAGUGUUCCGAAGGAAGCGUGUACAAGAAGCUACCGCUGCUGUAUCACUCUGUUUCUUGUGACUUAUGUUUUAAGCUAGAGUAUUGUGUAGUUUCGUCCAAAUUGAUUUUCUCGGAAGUUUUGUUGAACUGGACCUAAAAGAAACCUUGAAAUUUUCU